Molecule: messenger RNA, 10310 nt
Organism: Equus quagga
Lineage: Eukaryota; Metazoa; Chordata; Mammalia; Perissodactyla; Equidae
Gene: SLC35E2B
Product: solute carrier family 35 member E2B
Exons: 9
Coding region: 7229-8602 (457 amino acids)
Cellular component (GO): Golgi apparatus
Molecular function (GO): antiporter activity
Source: RefSeq, a predicted model, not a curated record
UGCCUCAGCAUGGCCUGAUGAGCGGUGCUAGGUCUGUGCCCAGGAUCCAAACUGCGAAACCCUGGGCUGCCAAAGCAGAGCGCGCAAACUUAACCACUUUGCCAUCGGGUGGCCCCUUUACGUCUUUAAAUAGCCUGCUUUCUCUCUUUUUUCCUGCUGAAACUUGUAUUCUCAUUGUUUCCUCCAUAUUUUGGUUACUGUCUCUUUGAUAUUUUAGUCUCAUGUCUCUGUGCUGCAUUCUAGAUAAUUCCCGCAGACAUUUUUUCAAAUGCAAUAACUUUAUUCGGCUCUGUCUUUUCUGUUUAACCCAUCAGUUGAGUUGGGGUGUGGUUUUUUUGCUGGGAAAGAUUUGCUCUGAGCUAAUAUCUGUUACCAAUCUUCCUCUUUUCUUUCUCCUCCCCAGAGCCCCAGUGUGUGGUUGUACAUCCUAGUUGUAAGUCCUGAUUCUUCUAUGUGAGCCGCCACCACAGCAUGGCUGCUGAGGGACAGGUGGUGUGCUUCUGCACCUGGGAAGUGAAUCCGGGCUGCCAAAGCAGAGCGUGUCGAACUUUAACCACUAGGCCAUUGGGGCUGGCUCCACCAAGUUGAUUUUUAUUUCAAAAUUUUCCAACUUCUAUUUUGAGAAACUCGUAGCCUUGCAGGAGAUUUGCAGAAGUUUCCAUCCAGUGUCUCCGAGCCUCCACGGUGCUGACAUCUCACGUGAUCUCAGUAGGUUUAGCGCAGUGGUACAGUAGGAUUGUGCCGAAUCCAAACGUCGAUACAAGACUGUCAGCUCAUCCACAGACCAAUUCACCUUUGGGCUGUAGCUGACUUGUGUCCCUCUUCUGGAGUUUGAUCCCAUCUGGUGCCUCACAUUGGUCAGGUGGUCUUGUCCCCUUGGUCUCAUCCAAUCCUUGAGUUUUGUGACCUGCAUCCCUUUGGAUUUGUCUGGCAUUUUCUCAGUUAGGUUUGUGGUUGUGAUUGUGGCAGGAGAACCACAGGAGCGAUGACCUGCUCUUCUCUGUGCCUCAGACCGGGGGGGACACGGUGUGUGUCUGUCUCAUUUCUGGUGAUUCCAACUUUGACCACUUGCUUGGGUGAUGUCUGCAGUUUCUCCACGGUAAAGUCGUGUGUCUCCCUCUGUCAUUAGUAGACACAGAAACUCUGCAAAGACCUCAUGGAAUUUUCUCUCAGCAGUUGUACGGUUCAUCUCUAGACAUUCCCGGUGGCUUCUUUGUCCACACCACUGCAUGCUGUGCAUCUGAGAGCUCCAGGACCUCAUCCUGGGCUCCAGCUGUCCCUCCCUGGAGCUGCCAGGUGGCAGCUUCUCCCCCACUGGCCGCCUCUCAAGGGGUGGGGCUGAUCUUUGAUCUUUGAUCCUCAUCCAUUGAUACUCAUUUGCAAAGGUCCUCCAGCCUGAAUGGCGGAAGCUUUUCUCCAGUGUAGAUUACUUCUCCUUCAGGUGGCGAUCUUCGGCUGGGGCCACUUCCGCCUCUGUAGGGGGUGGCUCAAAGCAGGACCCCUGCCACCUCGAGCUCCCCAUGCUGCUUGUUGAGGGGUCCUCGGAGCCCCUCACAUUUCUUCCCAUCCCAACUUGGAGCUUCCUGGGAGCCUGUCUGCCCCCAGCAUGAAUCCAGAGGCCCCUGGUGAUAUUUUCUCUUCUGCUGCCCCGCUCUUGGCUCCCGGGGCCCUUCAUGGUUAUUUUUACAGUCACAUCUCCUUGUCCGUGCACAUUUCAUUGCUUACCUCUCCCAGGGUCUCAGCCGUGUCUCUCUCUCCGAGCUCUCUUCCUGCAGCCUUGUUUCCUCUUCUUCCUCUUUGCUUCGUUUCUCCAGUUCCCUGCCUGCACUCCUCUCCCAGUGGGCGCUGAGGUUGACCAGAGGCUCUGCCUCUGCUCAGCUGUGUCCUCUGUCGAGGCCUUUUCCUGGGGCCCCAAUAUUCCUGCUCAAGGUCUGUCCUUUGCCUGUUGAACUCCCCAGAGAAGCUCCUUCUGGCCUCCUGCCUGGAGGGCCAUGGCCAGGCCCCUCUCGUCCUCAGUGUUUGCUUUCCUGCUGGCUCUCAGCCUCCAUCACAGCCCAGGGCCUCGCGCAGCCCAGUCUGCAGCUGCUGCUCCUGCGCUGCUUCCUUCUUAUUCCAGCUCCUCGGCCCCACCCUACCCCUCACCCCGGGAGUCCCAGAGGAGUCUGGAGCGCGCUUUCUGCUCUCCAGGCCUCGGCCCCUCUGUGGCCAGCUUUGACAUUCUUGCCUCCUCACCUCUCUCCCCUCCCACGUGGGUUUGUGCUAACUCAACAAAGUCAAGCAGACAGCUCAGAUACCUGGAUGUGAUUUAGUGAGCUUUGUAGGGAAGGAGCUAAAUGGCACCAACAUCAUCUGCACCUGGGGUCCAUAUUCUUUUCCCUUUUUUUGGUAAGGAAGAUUGGCCCUGUGCUAACAUCUAUGCCUCUUCCUCUAUCGUGGGAUGCCCCCCACAGCAUGAGUGAUGAGUGGUGCGUAGGUCUGCACCCAGGAUCUGAACCUGUGAACCCCAGGCCACUGAGGCAGAGCACAUGAACUUAACCACUAGGCAACCGGGCCAGCUCCUACUUUCAUUUUUUAAGAUGUUCAAAGCCCUGCUUUGACUCCAGAGGCAUUUGGACUUGAUACAGAAGCUGUGUGCACUCAGAGGGCCCCUGUCCCCUCCAGUGGCCCAGGAAGAGCGGUUUCCUUGGCUGGGUGCAGAGGCCAAGUGGGGCCUCCCUGCUCCUGGGCUCCCAGCCAUUGCAUCGCUCCUUUACCAGACUGGGCUGUUUGUGCAGAUUCGAUGGUCACAAGGUUGUGCCCUGGAGGGCGAGUGUUUCCUGGUGGCCAGAGCGUUCGUCCUGGGCUUCCUGGACCCUGCUCUGGUUGCAAGUGGACACAGCGUUGGUCUGUUGACAGAGCCCACGAGUGGCUGGGCAUCUGGGUCCCCGGCACCUGCUGUGUUCUGCUCUGGAAGCCCAGCCUCUGGCUCCCUGUGCAUGGGAGGAGGGCAGCGCAGUGCCACCUGACCAGAAACUUCCCAGGGCACAGGUCAGACCCGAGCCCUGAGGGGCCAGCCGUUGGGAGGCUAGCCCAGGUCACCCAGGAAGCACUCACUCUGAAGUUGGGUCUUGGGGCCAGGGAAGGGCGGGCCGGCAAUUGGACCUGCUACCAGUGCUGCCCACCCGCCCUCCGGCCACUCCUUCCCUCCGUCCAACACUGGCCAUUGAUCCAGCCUGAAAUCGGAAUCCAUAAGAAAACGAAGGUUUGGCUCCGACUGUGUGGGCUCUGGUCUAAACAGGCGUCUGUAGAUCUGGGGGCGCACGUGUGGCUCAACAGGGACCCUGAGGACCCGGGAGAGGCUGUGCUUCUGGCAACGGACUUUGCUCAUGGGACACGGGAUGCUUUCCGUGUGUAAAUCUCAAGCUUGCAGGGCAGUGUGGAAAUAACACGGUGCCUGCCCACGCACAUCCCGUGCUGUGUGACAUGUUUUUGCUUUUCCUCUGGGCCCUGUCCCUGGUCCUGUUGAUCCUCCACGAGAUAACCGCGGCGUUGACUUCUCUGUUCUUCACUCAUUUUCAAGACUUUUUAUGUUUUUUCCUAAACAGUAAGUAGUGUUUUGGCAUAUUUAACAGCUUUUUGUGGAACCAUAUUGUGUGUCUCCCCAUUGCCGGACCCCUCCUCCACCGACUCAGCCUUGUUGUGUUGUUGCUGCGGCAGCUGUAAAAUUUCCCCGUUGGCUCGUGAGGCCGAGGCCCCUCUGACUACCUGGGGUCCAGCCCCACGAGCAGAUUGGUGCUUGUUCCUCCCGUGGAAAGGCAUUCAGGUUGUGCUUUGCUACUAACAAAAAUGCUGCAGGAAAGACCUCCCGAAGCGGGUUUUGGUGAGAGUUGAAGCGCCCAAGUCCCCAGGCCAUCAGCUCUCUUCCUGCUUCAGCCUUGGCCAAGUGCUAUGGUUUCUCUCUCGUUCCCUGUCACUCUCAGUGACUCCUGAAGGGUCACAUCGACAGUUUCGAUCGGAAUCUAUUUGCAUUUGUGUUGUCGGCUGUUUCCAACAGUCAGUGGGGACAGUCGGUGACAGUAACAGAACUGUGAGUGCCUCGGUGGGGCAGUUCCAGCUUGGCGGCUCCCCGCUUGGUCACACUUGAGCAUCAGCCAAGGGGCAAAAGGUCACUGAGGCAACGAGGUACUCGGACUUCCCCCGCAGUUCUCUGGCCUCACUGGUCCAGGCAGAGCUGGACACCUGUCUGUCUGUCUGAGCUCGAGGUGUUUGCGUGCAGCUGCACCGAGGACCCCUGCCAGUCUGGGCAGGGAGGAAGGUGAGACCCUGCUUCCUUGUACGGCCGUGCCUCCGCAAGGACAGUUCACAGCAUUACCGCCCUGUGGCCCCAGAGGGGGCAGGAAAACGAACGUUUUGAACCCGAGCUUCGUCUUGCACCUGGUGGAGGAGGGAUGGUGGGUUGCCGGCUGGGCCUGUAGCACCUGCCUUUGCUCUUUGUGGUGUUUUUUGGUGCCGUGGGUACAUCUUGAGCGUCAACUCCUUGCCCUGCAAACAGGUUUGGUUUUCGAAACUCGGUGGUGGCUGUGGGGUACGUGUGACAAACACCAUGACAGAGUCCUCGAGGAGAGGGACCUGAUGCUGUUGGGGGCCUCGGAAUUAGGGUUGGGCCCCGACGAGGAGCUUUCCUGGGAAGGUAGAGCCCACGCCCGGUGGUGCUUGUGUCCUGGAGGUGGGAGGGAGCAGGGAGAGAGGGCAGGGGUGCAAGGCCCCAGGCAGGUGGGGGUGCGGCCAGUCUAGGAGAGGGCCCGGCAGGAGGCCAGGAUGCUGGGCAUCCACAGACAGCAUUGGUUGGCUCCUGUGGUAAGGAGCCCAGGAGGCGCAGUCUGGGACCCAGGGGCCCUCGGGUGGGGUGCUCUCUCUCUGCUCUUAGGGACCCUGCACCAUAGCAGUGGGCUUUGUUCCUGCAUUUCACGUCCACUUGCAGCCAGGCCCCUGUCCCUGGCAGUGGGGGCUGGGGUUGGAGCAUAGAUUCCCCACAUCUCCAACUCAGGGUGCAGCCAGUCCGGCUGCAGGGGAUUCCCGAGCCUGCAGAGGUUUUGCUCCUAGCAUGUUGUUGCCCCGAACAAGGGCUGGAGAAGAAUAAGAAGGAAGUGGGCAUUUUAGUGGAGACCUGGUGCUGUGGCCCAAGGAGCUCAAGAGCUUGCGGGUAUCCCGGGGACAGUAAGUGCCCGUGGGAGGGCCGGGCGCACACCCAUUGUGGUCUGGGGAGGCUGCCCUGCUGUGCCGAGGGUCAGGGUGCAGGUGGGUGGCAUGGAGGAGCUGAGGGUGCUCCCUGGGACCUCAUGGUGCUGAGCUAGUGUGUGACUGGGCAGACCGAGAGCACCAGAUGGACAGGCGGGUGGACGCUGGGGGCCGAGGGAGGGCAGGAGGGCACUCAGCGCGUCUGGGGCUGCGUCACCUGGGCGCACGGCUGGAGCCAGGUUCCUGGUGCGGGGAAGACACAAGUGCAGUGUGGACCACUUGGGUUUGAGGGACCUCUAAGCUCUUGUAGGCAGAUGAGCAGGAAGCAGUGGGGUGGGCAGCCUGAGCUCCUAGGGGAGCUCGGCCAGGAGGUGACAGCAUGUGUCCCUGUUGAGUGCCGGCAGGCAGGAGAGGAGCACAACCCCCUGGAGUGUGGUGCAGCUAGCUCAACACCCAAAUACCUCCUGCUCUGCACGCCUGGAAAUUAGGGAUAAGAUAUAAUAGGCGUCAUUUCAGAUGUAUGACUGAGCUCUGCAUAACACAAGGAAACCUCAGAUGUCAGAAACUGGGGAGGAAUAGGCAGUCCGAGUGGCCAGCCCAUAUGAGGCUGCCUGGGCAGGGUGGUGGCGGCCCAGGGACUUGGAUGUGACAUCCCUGAGGAAGGAGGUUGGACCCUGGCCCUCCUGAGAUGGCACAGGCAGUUGUCACUGAGAACCUUGAAAAAUUUGCCUCCCAGCACAGGAGAAAGACCAGUCCUGACUUAUGAGGGAAAUCACGACCAUGGGCCUGAGUACCAGGCGGGCAUGAGUUUGGUGUGUUGAGGGUUUGUCCAGAAACCAUAAAGUCGGUCCUGGGCUGGUGACACCGCUGGGGCCCCUGGCAGAGGCAGACCCAAGCCUGUUUAAAGGCGCACCCUCAACUCGAGAAGGAGCUCCCUCGGCCCGGGUGCACAGGGCCCCAGGUCUCAGGUCCUGCUGAAGGCGGUGAUGACGCGCACCAGGAACUGUCCACCACGAGCCAGUGGCACCCGACGCAUGCAGGAAGCAGGGUCACACUGCGGAGGUCUUUGGGUGAUCAACUAUCAGAGACAGUAAAAUAGAAGAUGGAAAGAAGACAUCAGAAAGUUAAGGAAAGAACAAGAUGCUGUGAGAAAAACAGGCCAAUUUGAAAUGGAACCAAGCAGAACGUCCAUAAAUGAAAAGUACCAUGAUUGAAGUUUAAAACCCAAUGGGUGGGUUUUAACUCAGUGUCUGACAGUGGGAGCUCAGUCCUCCUGUGAAGAACAGCGCAAGGGUCCGCCCCGCGGCCAAAUGAUUAAGUUCACGCACUCCUCUUCGGCGGUCCAGGGUUUCGCCCAUUUGGAUCCUGGGCGUGGACCUAGCACCACUCAUCAGGCCACGCUGAGGCAGGUCCCACAUGCCACAACUAGAAGGACCCACAGCUAGAAUAUACAACUAUGUACUGGGGGGCUUUGAGGAGAAGGAAAAAUAAAAUAAAAAGAACUCAAAAUGCUGGGUAAAAUAUUAAAGUCAGUUAGGGCCUGGGAAAGCCCAGCCUGAAAAGCUUUUAUGGGACAAGAUCCAUAAGGGGAGAGGCCCAGGGUGGUGGCCCGUCUCCUCCGUGGCUUCCACUGGUCCCAGAAUGGGUGGGAAGGUGCAGAGCACUUCUGACUGCCUCAGGGAGCAGGUGGCACAGACCUCAGGCCUGGGCUGAACUGAACCAGCCUCAGGGGCCAGGGGUCUUGGGACGACAAGACAGGGCCAGUGAAGGGAAGGCAGCCAACAGGAUGGGGCACCGUGGCCAGGGCUGCCUGCAUCCUGGGCGUUGGACUAACACAGACAAGGAAAUGAGGCUGAAAUUCCAUCCUGCACCCCACACUUUGCUGGGAGAGGCAUGCCCACUGGGAUCGCCGCUGCCCUCCCUCCUGGGGUCCCUGCACCUGGGGAGGCAGAGUGACCCGUGCCAGCCGCUGUCCUUGAGAUAAAGGCUUUCCACUUGCUGUGGUAGCAGCAUGUCUGUGUCGGCAAAACCUCAAGCAGCGGCAGAGCUCACCCCUGGCCCCAAGGAGAAGCCCAGGGGAAAGCCACUCCUUCCCUGGGGCUCUCUCUUCAGCCACCGAAGUGAGAAGAUUGUUUUCACCAAGAGUGACAGUGUCCCCGAGGAGAACGUGCUCACCAUCACCAUCACGGAGACCACCGUCAUCGAGUCAGACCUGGGCAUAUGGAGCUCCCGCGCCCUGUUCCACCUCACGCUCUGGUUCUUCUUCAGCUUCUGCACUCUCUUCCUCAACAAGUACAUCCUGUCCUUGCUGGAGGGGGAGCCCAGCAUGCUAGGUGCUGUGCAAAUGCUGUCAACUACAUUUAUUGGAUGUAUUAAAAUAUUUGUUCCUUGCUGUUUAUAUCAGCACAAAACCCGGCUUUCUUAUCCACCCAAUUUCAUCAUGAUCAUGCUGUUUGUGGGUCUAAUGAGGUUCGCCACAGUGGUGUUGGGUCUGGUCAGCCUGAAAAACGUGGCGGUUUCGUUCGCUGAGACUGUGAAGAGCUCUGCCCCCAUUUUCACCGUGAUCAUGUCCCGCAUGAUCCUUGGCGAGUACACUGGGUUGCUGGUCAACCUCUCCCUCAUCCCAGUCAUGGCAGGCCUGGCGCUGUGCACGGCGACCGAGAUAAGCUUCAACAUUCUGGGAUUUUCGGCUGCAUUGUCCACCAACAUCAUGGACUGUUUGCAAAAUGUUUUUUCAAAAAAGCUCCUGAGCGGGGACAAAUACAGGUUCUCCAUGGAUGUUGGCUGUCACACCGGCCCUCUCUCCUCACGGGAGAAGGUGAACCCCAGUGCCUUGGGCGCCCUGGAGGGCUCUUGCUGUGGAGUGUGUAGGAGGCCACCCCCGCCCCGUGUGGAGAGAGGGCCAGGCGCCGCUUUCUCGCCCUGCAGGGCUGCCGAGCUGCAGUUCUACACUAGCGCCGCCGCCGUGGCCAUGCUGGUCCCAGCCUGGAUCUUCUUCAUGGACCUGCCUGUGAUUGGGAGGAGCGGGAAGAGCUUCAGUUACAACCAGGAUGUCGUGCUGCUGCUGCUGACGGACGGCGUGCUGUUCCACCUGCAGAGCGUCACGGCCUACGCCCUCAUGGGGAAGAUUUCCCCUGUGACUUUCAGUGUCGCCAGCACCGUGAAGCAUGCCUUGUCCAUUUGGCUCAGUAUUAUAGUUUUUGGCAACAGAGUCACCAGCCUGUCGGCCAUUGGCACCGUCCUGGUGAUGGUCGGCGUCCUGCUCUACAAUAAGGCCAAGCAGCACCAGCGGGAGGCCAUGCAGAGCCUGGCCGCAGCCACCAGCAAGACACCAGAGGACGACGUGGAGCCGCUGGUCCCCAAGGACCCCAGACCACACCACUGAGCUCCGGAAGCCUCGGCGGGCACCCAGGGCCCUGAGACGCUGCCUGUGGCUGCUCUCCUCCACGCCAACAUGGGUCCCCUGUGCUCCUCCUGCUCCCUGGAAACCAGGCUUGGGGACACCCAGCCUCCACAAGUCACAGUUGGGGCGCAGGAAACUGGGGACCUACAGCCUUUCCUGCCUUUCUGGGGUUUUUAGUCAAAACCGACAGGAACUCAGUUUGAGAAUCCCAGAUAUCAGCUCCUGGGGACAGAGACCAGAGCCAGCUGCCACUGAGCCAUCACCAAGUAAUGUGAAAACCCCCCCAUUGACCCCCUGCUGAGUGCAUGGGAGGGGUUGGGACCCAGGCAAGCCUCUGCAUGUCCCUCACCAGGCACGCAGUUCCAGCUGCAGUGAGGCCAGGCACACAUUCCUCUGCGAGGGACAACUGUGAAGCCAGAGCCGGGUCCAGGUACCAACGCACACUGCUCCCUGCUCAGUGUCAGCAGAGGAAACCCAGCUUCCCCACGCCAGCCAUCAAUGGCCACUCUGCUCCUCAGCCAUCUGGGGAGACUGCAGUGCUAGGACAGAAGGCCAGAUUGCCCAGUACCUGGGCACAGAGGUCACAGCAGCCUGAGAGACCACUGAGCCGGGCAGAGUGGAGAGGAGACAGACAGGGUGCAGAAACAAGGGUCCCCUGCUGCUGAGGGUGGGGUGUUGGGCCCUUGCCUUCUCCCCCUUCCACCUGGAGCGUCCUCUCCCACCCCAGAGCUGCCAGCAUCUGGUACCACUUAAAGCAAGGUCCCUCAUGGAGGGGAGGGGUGCCCCAGCCCCUCUCAGAGUCUGCUGCACUAAGGCUCCUGCCUCCCAAGGGUCCUGCUCCUCGGGCUCCAGCCAGUGACCCCUGAAGUGGUGAUUUCCGGCCCUGGAGGUUGAGGACGGACAUCUGUGGUGGUUAACUUGGGGCAGGGAGAUGCUCAUGUUCCUGUUCUGGGCUCGUGUGUGUAACGGACUGUGCUGAAGGGCUUGCUGUUGGCACAGCUGCCCUCACUUGGCUGGGCAGGAUCUGAGCCUUAACUGUGUCAUCGAGGAGGAUGUUAAGAUUUUCCUUGUGAAUGGAUGAGCAGGGGGAGCGGCGGGAAGGAUGUCUGCAGUGUUUUCAGUUUUCAUUAUGCUGCACUUAAAAUGACAGAAUAGUUUUUUAAAAAGGAAGCACAGGCCCAGAUGCUUCUGGGAUGCAUCAUGUUUGUUGGGUAAACCCCACUCUGAACCACAGCCCGGCCUGCCUGGCUCUCCUCUCCCAGAGCCUGUGUUGGGUUGAGGCUCCUAACCUCUUCGCUUUAUUCCUCAUCUUGCCUCCUGGUGGGAUUUCUGAUCAAGGCAGGUCUGUUGCCAGCCAGUGCUUGAGGCCCUCCCCAUCUUGCCAAGCUUGAGUUCUGGGGCUUGUCAAAUGCAGCCUGACUUAGUGGGCACGCUCUGGCCACCUGGCCAUCUGAAGCCUGCCUUCUGGGACUGAGUGAAUUAACUGAGGAAAGGAAUUUAAGGCACUAAUUGUUCCCUAAGUCUCAUUUCCCCUCCCUGCUGUUCAGGUCCUUGGCUCCCAUAAUUGGUUCACUGGUUUUCUAGUUGGCUUCUCAACUGGAAAAUAUAAAAACAGCCCCUCCUGGAGAUCAAAUCUCUUGGUAACAAAGAGCAAUAAUUACAUCUCAUUAAAUUCUACCUACCUGAAAAA